AUGCUCUUCUGGCGUUGUCUGCUCAUUAUUAUUGUGCUUUUGACAUUCAUAUUAGCUGCUAUUACAUCCAAUAUAACGAAUAAUAAUAAUAAUAAUCUGAUUCAAUCAUCGAUAAUUAGUAAUGAAAAAUCUAAAGAACAAUUUGAUUUAUUUCUUAUACCAAUUUCAGCACCAUCAUCAUCAUCGGCAGCUAAUCAGAAUGAAUGUCAAGAGCCUUGUUCUAUAGACUAUUGUUUGAAAUAUAAAUCAAUUAAUAAAGAUUGUACUCGACUAAUACGUGAUCAAUGUAACUGUUGUACCGUUUGUCUUCGCAGUGAAAAUCAAGCAUGUGGAGGACGUCUAAAUGUUUAUGGUUUAUGUGAACAAGAUUUAUUAUGCUAUAAAUCUAAUAAAACAUCAAAUAAUCUUCUUGAGCAAACUGGCAUAUGUGUUAAAGCAUGUCUAAAAUAUGAAUGUUUAAUUGUCAGCAUCAAGAAUAAAACAAUAUGCGAAUGCGCAAAUCGGCGCGUACCCUGUAAUAUUAAUCUUCAACGAAAUGCUAAUAAUAAUAAGACAGGUCAUUAUUGUCAACCCCAAUCACUAUCUCAACAAGAACGAGAAUUAAGCUCGGUGAAGACAAAUGAUGGUAAGCUAAACUCUAUCGUUGCUAUACGGUAA
This is a messenger RNA of Rotaria socialis, 657 nucleotides long. The record is from the annotation of a GenBank genome assembly. NCBI's taxonomy places the organism in Eukaryota, Metazoa, Rotifera, Eurotatoria, Philodinida, Philodinidae.